Molecule: messenger RNA, 445 nt
Organism: Malurus melanocephalus (red-backed fairy wren)
Lineage: Eukaryota; Metazoa; Chordata; Aves; Passeriformes; Maluridae
Gene: TAC3
Product: tachykinin precursor 3
Exons: 4
Coding region: 62-445 (127 amino acids)
Source: RefSeq, a predicted model, not a curated record
UCGGGGCAGUCCCGGCCCCCGCCGCUCCGUCUCUGAUCGCCGCCCGCAGCUCCUCCCGAGGAUGAAGAACCGAGCGGUGCUGGCGGUGCUGCUCGUCCUGGCGCUGCCGCUCGCCCUCUCCCGCCGCGCCCCCGCCGCCGCCCCGCCGGGCCCCGCGCCCCCGGCACAGGGGAUGCCCUUCCCGGAGCCGCUGCCGUGGAGCACCCGCGGCAACCCCGGGGCCGCCGCCGCCGCCGCCGCCGCCGCGCUGGAGCUGCUGCGGGAGGAGGACGCCGGUCCCCCCGCAGCGCCACAGAAGCGGGACAUGCACGAUUUCUUCGUGGGGCUCAUGGGCAAGCGAGCAGCGGAGCCCGGGCGAGCGGCGGGGCGGGGAGGCGGCAGCCCUGUCUCCCGGUGCUCCCCGGGACCCCCCGCGCCCGGUGAAGCCCCGCUGCGGGCGGCCUGA